Danio rerio (zebrafish) is the source of this 1963-nucleotide messenger RNA. NCBI's taxonomy places the organism in Eukaryota, Metazoa, Chordata, Actinopteri, Cypriniformes, Danionidae. The record is from RefSeq and is a predicted model, not a curated record.
AUCAGAAGAGAAACAACAGCGCUUCAUCUCUGUAAAUCAAAGCUUCUUCUUUAAAGAUCAGGCUGUAAUGGCAAAUUUCAAUCCAGCAUCACUAAAGGGUCUCUUCAUCAUCUUCCUGCUUCAUUUGUGUGUUCAACAUGCUCGGGGUGAUGUGAACCCUGCUGCCCUUGCUAAAAUGAUCCAAUAUUUUGAUGAGAAUGUCCAGCCAAAGACCAAGCCUGAUGUUCAGUACGCAAUAGCGAUUGUUGUGCCACAGGCUCUAUGCACAGAUGAACAAUCUGACAUCCAGACUGUAUUCAGCACAGAAGAAGCAGCACAUGUGAAAGACCUUCUCACUAAUGGACAGACAUGUGUUCUCUGUACAAAUUCACAAAAUGUCAUUGCUGCACGGCCUACACAAAAACCCAAAGAGCAUGCUGAGCAUAUUCUGCUCUAUCCUCUCAGUAAUUCUCCCAUGGAUAAACUUCUAGCAAAGGCAGAUCCGAAUAGCUGUGUAGUUUUCUACUCGUACAACUCACCUUGUGUGACGAAGUGCAUUCAGAGCACUGACAACAUUUUGGCUGGCCUUGCAAACUGGAAAAAUAUCCGUAAAGAUGCAAUGAAUGUGUUUGUCUUUGGAAAGAUCUGGCAGAAGGACGCAUGGAGGAAGGACAUGGCAAAAGAUCUGCUAAUGAUUUACGACCAAGUGCCUCUUUAUCGGUGUGACAGCAGUAAUGGGAUGCAAUGUAAGAACUGUGUGGAAAAAAACACAAAAAUAGUUGAUUCUUUCUGUCUGCCUAAAAGGAAAUCAAUGCGUUUGUAUUUCCAGAAAAUGCUUCUGUCAUUGCUUAAAGGCUAGCAUCUUAAUGACUGAUUCACAGCUCACAUUGUAUCUUUCACAAAACACCUUUUAUACAGCACAAUGGGCUAUGAAAUAAGAAUAUCUCACCAAACACACACUUCAUUGAAUUAUUAUUCCUGAACACCCCUUCUGUGCUUAAUAAAAUCAUUUUAUUUUAUUAAUUUGUGUUAAUUGCAAGUAUGUAUUUAUAAUGUAGACUUUGCAGACCUAUGAUAAGCGAUAAUAUCAUAUGAUUGAUAUUCUCUGUGCAUUUCCUCUUAAAGUAACACUAGAAGAUAUGAAAAAAAUGCUAAAUUAUUGAAACUCAACCAACUUUUACAAAACAGAACUUAAGGUUUUGCAACAAGUGAUGUUAGGUUAAGGGUCAUAACAAAAUGUGCAACAAAACUUCAGAUUUUACUCAGCUUUUUCCCACACUGAGUAGGAUAAAUUUCUUAAUAGGUCUGUUUUUUAAGCCAGUAAACAGGCGCCACAGCACCUACUGGCCGGCCUCCGUUACAACAGCUCGCUUUUGCUUUCUGCUAUAUUUGAGCACUUUGAUUAUAUCUGUCACGGUUGUGGAUCUAUCUGCUCUUCUAUGAUGUGUCUGCGUGGUGUGAAUUGUUUAUUUGGGUUUGCGGUGUGUGUGCGCUUGUCUCUGUGUUUGUGUGAGAGUCGCGUGGCUGUCAGUGUUGUUGUUGUGUUCAUGUCAUCAGCUGGGCGGUCACAUGAUCAUGGUCAUCGGUCGCCUAGCACCGCUCAGCUGAUUAUUGCGCUCCAGGUGUAGCGCAUUACUGUGGCUAUAAAUGUUCAGCGUUCCUGUCUCACCUUGUCAGUUCGUUAUCCUCACUUGUCUCUGUGUCUUUGUCAGGCUCUCCUCGUUGAGUUCGCUGGUUGUUCGCUGGUUGAAGUUUUCUCCGAUGAACUUUAGAUUCGCUCUGUUGACGGAGAUUGAAGUUCUCCCCGAUGAACUGUUGAUUCGCUCUGUUGACGGAGAUUGAGAUCUCCCCGAUGAACAUUGUUCGCCCUGCAGACGGAGAACUAUUUACCCCUUCAUCUUCUUCUUGUGAACACCUUACUUCCAGCCAGCCAGCUUCUCUUUGUUCUGUGUCCCACCUAGUUUAAUAAAUAUUGUCGCUUGCA